Molecule: messenger RNA, 2768 nt
Organism: Brassica napus (rape)
Lineage: Eukaryota; Viridiplantae; Streptophyta; Magnoliopsida; Brassicales; Brassicaceae
Product: inactive poly [ADP-ribose] polymerase RCD1
Exons: 8
Coding region: 745-2442 (565 amino acids)
Molecular function (GO): NAD+ poly-ADP-ribosyltransferase activity
Source: RefSeq, a predicted model, not a curated record
AAUGAUUUGCUUUUUGGCCAAGCAAUUUUUGGUCAGGAAAGGAAGACUCAGAGGGCUUGGCCGACUUAAAAGCUUCUUUUUCUUCUCCUUAUCGCCGAAUAUAAUGAGUCUCUUCAGCCUCAGAAACAGUUUCUUCUUCUCCUCCUCGUCGCCGGCUUAGGGUUUUCUUCUCUAUAAAGCUCAUCAUCACCUUCUCUAAUCGUAGCUUUUUGCAGAAAACCCUUGCCGCCGCCUCAGCGAUCGAUCUGAACACUUCAUCAGGAUCUUUCUUACCGACGGCUGUAUAAAUCGACGGUGGCGUUUGUUUCUUCUCUGAUUGUGUUUAUUUCUAUGACAAAGAAGAUGAACACACUUGUAUCUACCCACCAGACUCUAACUGUUACCGUUGGAAAGUAAGGAUUGUCUUUGUAACACACUUGUUUUUGAAUGAGUACGCUGCUCGUGACUUUGCUGACUGAUGUAAACUGUAGCAAAUGUCCCUUGUUACGAUAGAUAUACCAUGAUGGUUGUCGUCUCCUAAAUUUAUGCUCUGAUUUUUUAUCUUGUUAACUGUGAGAUAGUGUUUAAUGGAGGAACUUGUAACUUGUAAUAUUGUUGUUUAGUAUCUUAUGCAUUUCCGUUUCUUUUGUGCAGUGCUCUUUAAUGCUGUCGGCAAGGCACCAUCUUUAGGACUGAUAGCGAGUUAAGAGUUACAGUUGACUUUUUCUUUCAAGGUUAUAGGUUUAGCAUUGUUAAUAGCUAGAAAUGGAAACGAAGAUCGUCAAGGUGUUGGAUAGUAGACGCGAAGAUGGUUCCGGUAAAAAGAGGAAACGCGCAGCAAGCUAUGCUGCAUAUGUUACUGGUGUGUCGUGUGCAAACCUGCAAGAUGUUCCCCCACCGAACCCGCAGAGCCAAGUUCCCGACAAAAGAAGGAAAUUGGAAGGUGCUUACGAGAAUCUGUCUGGGAAGUCGCUGGUCAGAUACUACUCUUAUUUUAAGAAGACCGGAAUUGCAAAGCGUGUUAUGAUCUACGAGAAGGGUGACUGGAAUGAUUUGCCUGAUCCUGUUAUAUGUGCAAUCCGAAAUGAGUUAAAUGAAAAGAGGGCUGCAAUUGAGUUCGAGUGGUGUGGUCAACAUUUUCUUUUGGAUUUCUUGCACAUGCAUAGGCUAGAUUUGGAAACAGGGGCGAAAACUCCGCUUGCAUGGAUCGACAUUGGAGGCAAAUGUUUCUUCCCUGAAAUUUACGAGAGUGACGAAAGGAACGAUUGCUGCAAUCACAAGUGCGUGGAAUAUUCAAAACAAUAUGUCCCGCAUGAUAUCAAGUUGCGCCUUGAGAUUGAUGUUAAUGCUGGGGAGCCGAGGUUGAAUUUGGAGGAGUGCAGUGAUGAAUCUGGUGACAGUAUGGAUGAUGAUCCAGCCGAGGAUAGCUGCAGCCGCAGGAUUGAACCUGCUGUUUCGAAAUGGGAUGAGACGGAUGCUAUAGCAGUCUCUGGUGUCAAGCCUGCUGGAGCCGAAGGCCUUGAUAAAGAUGCAGUAAAAAAGAUGUUUGCAGUAGGUACAGCUUCUCUAGGCCAUGUAGCGGUGCUAGACGUGGGCCGUUUUUCCAGUGAGAUUGCGGAAGCUCGCCUAGAGCUUUUCCAGAAGCAGGUUGAGAUCACCAAGAAACAUCGAGGGGACGCAAACGUUAGAUACGCAUGGCUUCCUGCAAAGAGGGAAGUUCUAUCUGGGAUUAUGAUGCAGGGACUUGGAGUUGGGGGAGCAUUUAUUCGAAAGUCCAUGUAUGGUGUUGGGAUACAUUUAACUGCUGCAGACUGCCCUUACUUCAGUGCGAGGUACUGUGAUAUUGACGAAAAUGGAGUACGGUACAUGGUUUUGUGCCGUAUAAUAAUGGGGAACAUGGAGCUUCUUCGUGGUGAUAAAGCACAGUUUUUCUCUGGUGGAGAAGAGUAUGACAAUGGAGUCGAUGAUGUCGAGAAUCCGAAAAAUUACAUUGUCUGGAACAUCAAUAUGAAUACCCAUAUAUUCCCUGAAUAUGUUGUUAGGUUCAAGCUGUCUGUUCCUCACAAUGCUGAAGGUGAUAUGGUUGCUAGGCAUGAUAACUCAGGUGUCACUUUGGAAGGACCCAAGGAUCUUCCUCCCCCGCAGGGGCCUGAAAGAGGUUCAGGGAGCGCAAACAGUGUGGGUUCGAGCACUACGAAACCCAAAUCUCCUUGGAUGCCGUUUCCUACUCUGUUUGCAGCAAUCUCACCCAAGAUUGCAGAGAAGGACAUGUGUUUCAUCAAUGCUGACUACCAACAACUGAGGGAAAAGAAGAUGACGCGAGGAGAGUUUGUGAGGAAGCUGCGGGGAAUAGUAGGAGAUGAUCUGCUUAGGUCCACAAUAACAGCUCUUCAAAACCAGCCAAAGUUGAAUAAGGAGAUUCCUGGAAGCGACGAGGAAGGUGCAGGUGGGUUUGUAAAGUAAAAGUGGGAAUGUGAUAAUGACGACGAAUGUCAAAAGGAAGCUGCUUUAUAUCUAUCUACCCUGCCUUUGUGGUUCUCCUUUUGACUUUUAUAAUAUAAAAUCUUUUGAGUAUAUUAGUAGACUUUUGGGUCUGGUGGUAAGAGUUGAAUGUGCCGACUAUUCUGUCGUGGAAAAAUCCUUCUUAAAAGUCUGUUGAUGACGUUGGGUCUUUUUCUUUUAUUAGCUGCAAAACAUUGUUGAACCUUGAAGAAAACGUGGUCGUUGAGUCUAUUGUGAAACUUGCUACUUUUUUUUUUGUCAUAUCUACUUGAGAUUGUCUCUCACGA